AUUUUUGGAUAGAGAAUGACAUUUAUAAACUGACAAAGGAAUGAGAUCGGAGAAGACAAUCACUACAGUAGUCUAUUUUAAUGCAUUCCUUCUAAACUUAGUGUUGGGUUGGGGUCUAUGAUUGUUUGUUAGCAAUUGUGUGUAGAGACCACAAAACCAUUAACCUAUCUUGAACAUGGGCUUCAUGAUGUUUUCUUUGACUUAGCUUCUUCAUAACACACACACACAGAGAAUGUUUAUUAAUUUAUUUUGUUUGACGUAAAUGCUGAGUUCAUCACUAGGGUAUCUACCUCUGAGGCCUCCCCAUGUUGUCUCUGCCUUGUUCAAGAUUCUAAUUUUACUCGCUCUCUUUGACAUUACCAAAUCAAGAAAACUAAAUACUAUUCCGAAGUGGCAACCACGUUCCCAUUUGCCCUCAUUUCAUGGCUAGUUUAGUACAGCUUUACCAUUCUUCAUGUUCCAAGAUUUCUACAACACUCUUAGAGGUAACUUCACUUUUGAACUACUAACAUUGCAUUCACCUUUCUUCCUAUGUCUUUUUGAGGGAUCUGGGUCUGUUUCAACUGCUGACUUUGGAAUUUGUUGAUCUGAGUUGUUACUAGUUUUGAUUUUAGGGUUUUAUUUAGACUAGUUUUGGCUUGAUUUGAUUCUAAGCAAAAUCUUGCAACUUCAUUAGUUUUUGGGAAGAAGGGGUUUUGCAUUCUUGGAUUUGUGUGCAAAUGAGAGGUUCUUGAGAAAUUCCAAUGUGGUGGAUUUGGGAGGUUUACUGUAUAAUUCUUGAUCAAAAUUGAGAGCUUUACUGAAAAUGGCCUCUCCAAAUUCUCCCUCUUCUUUUUUUCCAUUCCCAACUUUCCCCACAGCUACACCUUCAAAUUCUACUUCUGAUUCACCUCCUGCUCCUCCUCCUGACUCUUCAUCUCCUCCUCCUCCACCACCUGACUCUUCAGCUCCACCUCCUUCUCCACCAGCUCCAGAUUCUCCUCCUCCAUCAGAAUCAAAAUCACCUCCACCGGCAGAAUCUCCUCCACCUCCACCUCCACCUCCUACAGCAGCGGCGCCACCACCUUCGGCGCCUCCUCCAAAGCCGUCAGUGUCACCACCACCACCUUCUCCUAAGGCUCCUCCACCAGCUAAUUCUCCACCUCCAGCUUCAUCUCCACCCCCACCAUCAAAAGAUUCUCCUCCUCCUGCUCCUCCUCCUUCCCCACCUCCUCCCCCUCCAGCAGUUUCACCCUCUCCUCCACCACCAGUGAAAAAUCAACCACCACCCCCUGAUUCUCCACCUCCUGCACCUGUUGCAAAUCCGCCACAAAACUCCCCUCCACCUCCUGCAUUGGCUCCCCCUCCAGCCUCACUGCCAUCUGCCCCUCCACCUAACCUCUUAACAUCUCCACCCCCUUCUAUUUCACCUCCUGCUCCCCCAAAUAAUACUUCUCCAGCUGGAGCUCCCCCUCCAUUACCUGUGACUCGCCUUCCUACAGAGAAGCCCACUGCUAUCCCUAAACCUGCUAUCACUGCAGAUUCAAGUGCCAGAAAUGGUGGGGGAAAUAAGACAGGAAGUGUGGCGGCAAUUGGUGUUGUUGCUGGGUUUUUGGCCCUUAGCUUGGUCAUUGUUGCUGUCUGGUUUACACGUAGGCGAAAGAAAAGAGAGAGUGCAUUUAAUCUCAAUUACCUGGGACCCUCUCCAUUUGCUUCCUCACCAAAUUCAGAUACAUCAUUCCUGAGAUCAAGGUCUCAACAUUCCACUUAUCUAGCUCCAACUGGCUCGCAAAGCAAUUUUAUGUACUCUCCAGACCAUGGGGGUAUUGGAAAUUCAAGAUCAUGGUUCACUUACGAAGAAUUAUCUGAGGCAACAAAUGGUUUUUCUCCUGAUAGUGUUUUGGGUGAAGGAGGGUUUGGAUGUGUUUACAAAGGUGUUCUUAAUGACGGAAGAGAAGUCGCUGUCAAACAGCUGAAAAGUGGAAGUGGACAAGGGGAGCGUGAGUUCAGAGCAGAAGUUGAGAUUAUCAGCCGUGUGCACCAUCGCCAUUUGGUUUCACUUGUUGGUUACUGUAUCUCAGAGCAGCAAAGGUUACUUGUCUACGACUAUGUGCCAAAUGACACGCUUGACUAUCACCUUCAUGGUAAAGGCAUGCAAACUAUGGAUUGGGCUACCCGAGUAAAAGUAGCUGCUGGUGCAGCACGUGGACUUGCUUAUCUGCAUGAAGACUGUCAUCCCCGCAUUAUCCAUAGGGAUAUCAAAACAUCAAACAUUCUCUUGGAUAUCAAUUUUGAGGCACAGGUUGCUGAUUUUGGCCUUGCAAGGUUAGCAGGUGAUGCCAGUAGUACACACGUGACAACUCGUGUGAUGGGAACCUUUGGAUACUUGGCACCAGAGUAUGCAUCUAGUGGAAAAUUAACAGAGAAGUCUGAUGUUUAUUCAUAUGGCGUUGUGCUUUUGGAGCUUAUUACGGGACGGAAACCUGUUGACCAGUCUCAACCCUUAGGUGAUGAAAGCCUGGUUGAAUGGGCUCGACCUUUGCUUGCUCAAGCACUUGAGACUGAAAAUUUUGAAGAUGUAGUAGAUCCUAGGCUUGGAAAGAACUUUGUUGCAGGUGAGAUGUUCCGGAUGAUUGAAGCAGCUGCAGCUUGCGUUCGUCAUUCAGGCUCUAAGAGGCCACGGAUGAGUCAGGUGGUUAGAGCUCUAGAUUCCAUGGAUGAGCUGUCGGAUCUGUCCAAUGGAGUGAAACCUGGACAAAGUGGAAUUUUUGAGUCAAGGGAACAAUCUGCACAGAUAAGAAUGUUUCAAAAGAUGGCAUUUGGAAGUCAAGAGUACAGUUCAGAUUUCUUCAAUUACUCCCAAGGCAGCUAUAAAAGUUGAGUUCUCAAUGGCUCAUUAUCAAAAAAAUUGCCCUUGACAAGUGUUUUUUCACAGAGAGAUCUGACUUGUAAUUAACAUUGUAAAUCACUGUGCUAUUCUUUCUUUUUUCGGUUAGCAUUGAAAUCUGCAUUCUUUUUUUACACUUUUUUGUUGUCUUCACACGACAAACAACUGGUUUUGUAGCAUUCUGAAAUCAACAUUCUAUUCAUACAAUGUAGAUAAAAUGUUAGUCAAGGGUCGUUUGACUGAGUACCAAAUGCAGUUACUACCUUAU
Solanum stenotomum is the source of this 3134-nucleotide messenger RNA. Its product is annotated as proline-rich receptor-like protein kinase PERK8. Lineage: Eukaryota; Viridiplantae; Streptophyta; Magnoliopsida; Solanales; Solanaceae. Bases 806 to 2860 code for a protein of 684 amino acids. The record is from RefSeq and is a predicted model, not a curated record. The transcript is spliced from 8 exons. Gene Ontology annotation, biological process: protein phosphorylation. Gene Ontology annotation, molecular function: ATP binding; protein kinase activity.